This is a messenger RNA of Staurois parvus, 299 nucleotides long. The record is from the annotation of a GenBank genome assembly. NCBI's taxonomy places the organism in Eukaryota, Metazoa, Chordata, Amphibia, Anura, Ranidae.
AGUACUAGAUCUGACCAGGGGUGGACUGACCAUUUGGAAACUCGGUCACUGCCCGAGGGCCCGGGGUCAGUAGGGGGCCCCAUGAGAUGCCCCUGGUACCUUUUUCAUAGGCUUUUUUGAGUUUGGGCAAGGACACAGGGGCCCCAUGAUCCCCUAUUGCCCGGGGGCCCCAUGAGUUGUCAGUCCGCCCCUGAUUCCAGAAGCAUUGACUAGCAAUAAAAUCCAAUAGAACCCAAUCGAAUCCAAUAAUUUUGAGUCCUAAUCAGAGCAGGAUGGGACAGAAUAUCUUCCAGUGGGGA